This is a messenger RNA of Procambarus clarkii (red swamp crayfish), 1341 nucleotides long. Its product is annotated as GATA zinc finger domain-containing protein 14-like. The record is from RefSeq and is a predicted model, not a curated record. Lineage: Eukaryota; Metazoa; Arthropoda; Malacostraca; Decapoda; Cambaridae.
AUGUACAAUCCUUCCUCCGGGGAUUGUUCCACCAGUCACAGAGCACAUCCACCAGUCACGGAACACAUCCACCAGUCACGGAACACAUCCACCAGUCACAGAACACAUCCACCAGUCACAGAACACAUCCACCAGUCACAGACCACAUCCACCAGUCACAGAACACAUCCACCAGUCACGGAACACAUCCACCAGUCACAGAACACAUCCACCAGUCACAGAACACAUCCACCAGUCACAGAACACAUCCACCAGUCACAGAACACAUCCACCAGUCACAGAACACAUCCACCAGUCACAGAACACAUCCACCAGUCACAGAUCACAUCCACCAGUCACAGAACACAUCCACCAGUCACGGAACACAUCCACCAGUCACAGAACACAUCCACCAGUCACAGAACACAUCCACCAGUCACGGAACACAUCCAUCAGUCACAGAACACAUCCACCAGUCACAGAUCACAUCCACCAGUCACGGAACACAUCCACCAGUCACAGAACACAUCCACCAGUCACAGAACACAUCCACCAGUCACAGAACACAUCCACCAGUCACAGAGCACAUCCACCAGUCACGGAACACAUCCACCAGUCACGGAACACAUCCACCAGUCACAGAACACAUCCACCAGUCACGGAACACAUCCACCAGUCACGGAACACAUCCACCAGUCACAGAACACAUCCACCAGUCACGGAACACAUCCACCAGUCACAGAACACAUCCACCAGUCACAGAACACAUCCACCAGUCACAGAACACAUCCACCAGUCACAGAACACAUCCACCAGUCACAGAACACAUCCACCAGUCACAGACCACAUCCACCAGUCACAGAACACAUCCACCAGUCACAGAACACAUCCACCAGUCACAGAACACAUCCACCAGUCACAGACCACAUCCACCAGUCACAGAACACAUCCACCAGUCACAGAUCACAUCCACCAGUCACAGACCACAUCCACCAGUCACAGAACACAUCCACCAGUCACAGAACACAUCCACCAGUCACAGACCACAUCCACCAGUCACAGAACACAUCCACCAGUCACAGAUCACAUCCACCAGUCACAGACCACAUCCACCAGUCACAGAACACAUCCACCAGUCACAGAACACAUCCACCAGUCACAGAUCACAUCCACCAGUCACAGACCACAUCCACCAGUCACAGAACACAUCCACCAGUCACAGACCACAUCCACCAGUCACAGAUCACAUCCACCAAUCACAGACCACAUCCACCAGUCACAGAACACAUCCACCAGUCACAGACAGUACUGCAAAUCGCUGAGAACCAGCAAAUAAAUAUGAAGCACCCUAGCAAUCAGUGA